AUGACCAGCACUUGGUCUCCCUCCUUCUUUCUCGCUAUGGCCGCUCUCAAGAUUGUCCCUGGACAAAGCGGCUACAUGAAUUUGACAUCGACAGAACGAGACACCAUCCAGCAUGUGGAACGGUUUGGGGCCUCCCUGAGCCUGGUGGGGGUUUCCUUCAUCUUUUGGGCUUACUGGAUGUUUAAGCGGGUUCGGACGGUACCCAACACUUUUAUCCUCUUUGCUUCCAUUGCGAACGUUGGGGCCAGCAUCGCCUGCUUGAUCGGCUAUGCUGGAAUAGUCGCCGGGGAUGACUCUGGGCUAUGUAAAGUUCAAGCGUUUUUGCUGGAGAUGUUCAUGCAGUCGGAUCCUUGGUGGUCGCUUGCCAUGGCUGUCAAUGUGUACAUGGUUUUUUUCAUGGCAUACAACCCGAACAACUUUCACAGACAUCUCUGGAUGUACUGUGUCGUUUGCUUCGGUGUUCCCGCCGUCCCGGCAGUUGUCAUGUUAUUCCAUCGGCCUGGCGAUGUGCACAUGUACGGGAACGCAACAGUAUGUCCUCUUUUCCAUCCCAUCUCGCAACACCUCUCUCGUACCUACCUAGGGUCUCGUCACAUUCAGCUCGACACCGACACCACGACUUCGGCUCCAAUGGCGGCCUCGGUUCCCACUUUCAUGAUACAAAGAUUCGGCUACCAUGUGUUUCACCAGCGUAACCAGUUGAGGAACCUCACACUGAGCAACCAGGCCAAGGACGCCUCCGGCACCGACCUCAGAGGAUCAGCGGAAAAGGUGCCCCUUUUUUUUCCCUUUAUCAUUCUUUCUGUUCUUGCGCUCUCGUCUCCCGGGGCGAGAUGUUUGUCACACCCUACUACGUCAUUUCCAAAUGUUUUCCCUCUUUUCUUUCUCUUUCCUCUGCUUCGUUUUAGCCCCCACGAAGCGACCCCGCCCUCGACACCCACCGGCGCGUCAAGCAUCACACCCGUCCUACCGCCCGCCCACCGCCAUGCCAUGGCCACCGCCCCUCAGCCACCAGCCGCCACCCUCCACCCGUGGGUAUCGCCCGCCGAGUCCCUCGACUCCGACGACUUUGGGAGAUCCCCCACCUCGCACUCGUGCUCUCGAACCCAGCACUCGAACCCGUUCCAGACUAUCUCGAGCGUUUCCUCUGCCCCAAGAUGCCGGUCCGCCUCUGUCGCGAAUGUCAACAGGCAAAAUUGGUUGAAGACCAGGUUUAACCACGUCGGUCAGGCGUGGAAGAAGUUUCGGUACAAGCUUGUCAACCUGGACCCGAUCAAGUUGGCCUAUCUCCGGACCUCGUUUGUUUUUGCGAUCUCAGUGCUCGUGACGUGGACGCCGAGCAGUAUCAACCGCGUUUACGCUCUCAUGUACCCAGCUACGACGAGCUACUCGCUCAAUCUUGCUUCUGCCGUCGUGUUGCCGCUUCAGGGGUUGUGGAAUGCCGUUAUUUUUGCGGCGACUAGCUGGGCUGUGUUGGCGGAGGAGUUUAAGACUUUGUGGAUCAGGUCUGGGGUGAGGAUACCGGGACGGUGGCAGGAGGAACAACAGGAAGGGGGGGCGGUGGUGGAUAGGGAAGGGGUGGAAGGCUUUAAGAUGGCUUGGCACCAGAAUGGGAGAGGGAGGGUUAGUCACGAGGAAGGGGACGAUGGGGAUGAUGUGUUGGUGCCGCCGGAGAGGGUGUUUAGGGAACGGCAUGGGAGUGUGGCGGGUGGGUUUGAUGGUGGGGGUGGGAGUAGACGGCCGUCAGAGUAUGGGAGUCGAAGACCGUCGGAGUAUUUGGUGCCACCUUUGGGGGGGCCGGGGAGUCCGAGGGCUGGGCAGGGGCAGGUCAGGGUUAUUAGGGGAGGUUCUUUAUGA
Messenger RNA from Podospora anserina S mat+, 1857 nucleotides. RefSeq lists its product as uncharacterized. Lineage: Eukaryota; Fungi; Ascomycota; Sordariomycetes; Sordariales; Podosporaceae. Gene Ontology annotation, molecular function: G protein-coupled receptor activity. Bases 1 to 1857 code for a protein of 618 amino acids. The transcript is spliced from 4 exons. Gene Ontology annotation, cellular component: plasma membrane. Gene Ontology annotation, biological process: cell surface receptor signaling pathway; adenylate cyclase-activating G protein-coupled receptor signaling pathway. The record is from RefSeq and is a predicted model, not a curated record.